AUGACAGCACUCUCACAGUGCGGUCAGGGCCACUCUCAUAGUGCCGGCCACUGUCACAGUGCCGUGACCGCCACCCCCCCCCUCCCCGCGCCCCCGCUUUGGACAUCUCUCGAGCUACUAUCCACCGUCAUACCCUCCUCCCUGUGCUUCCAGCACCGCGGGUGCGGAGUGCGGGUGCAUCAGGGGGAGGUGGUCUUUGUGAACGAACAUGGGCUCAUGGGGUGGGGAGAGGCUGCAAGGAGGCGUGAGCAUGAGGGGACUGGCAGGGAGAAAGGAAAGAUUGAGGGGGGGAGUGCGGGGAUUGACGUGGUUAUGGGGGAGGAUGAGGACGGGGAGGGGAACCGGGAGGAGCAAAACAAUGGUGACGAGGAGGGAAGCAAGGGUACAAAAGAGGAGGCGCAUGUUGGGGAUGAAUCGCGCUGGCUGCGGGGCGGCAGCGAUGGCUUGCUGGCCGCUAUAAGGCGGUGUCAUCCGUCCAUGGCGGCACGAUACUUGGCGGGCGUGCAGGCCAUGACGGCGAGCUACAUGUCGACAAUCGCCGGCUUCAGCAUGGGCCUUUCCGACUUGGGAAAUGCGGUGAGGGAGAUGGUGGAGGCGGGCAGCCUGGGCUCGGCCAAGGUCAUCGCCCAGCAGGCUCAGCCCCAGGCACUGCUCCUGCUCGUGCCUCUCCUCACGUCUCUUCCCGGGGCUUAG
Closterium sp. NIES-65 is the source of this 693-nucleotide messenger RNA. NCBI's taxonomy places the organism in Eukaryota, Viridiplantae, Streptophyta, Zygnematophyceae, Desmidiales, Closteriaceae. The record is from the annotation of a GenBank genome assembly.